AUGGAUUCAGAACAGAGAAAAGAGCAUUCGACGGCUCCUGAGGUUGCGGUGCAGAGUGAUAGCGACCUGGCUGUUGUCGAAAGCCAGAGUCUAAGCAAAAAGAAUGCUGAUUUUCGCGCUGCAGAAUAUGCCCAUGUUCACGAUAUCCAGCAGGAUGGAGUGCGCCGCAUCGAAGCGUUCUCGCGUCUUUUCGGUCGUCGUCAUCCUGUUGCCAUUACUCUCUAUGCCUGUAUUCUGGCCAUUUCUAUUUCCUUUUGCCUGGACGAGUCGACCACUACAGCAUACGAUGUUUACGCCACGGGAGCCUUUAACCGCCAGUCGUACAUCGGGACGAUUGACAUUGCCCAGGCUAUCAUCAUCGCCGUUUCGAAGCCCUUCAUCGCGAAGAUCUGCGACGUAUUCUCCAGCCAGACUUCGUAUAUUAUGAUUUUGGUCUCGUAUGUGCUCGGAUACAUCGUUGUCGCGGCCGCACCGAAUGCAGUCGCCCUCUGCGUAGGGAGAGUCAUCUCCGCGACCGGGCAGGCAGGCUUUGAUCUUGUCACGGACAUCAUUGUCGGCGAUCUGAGUCCUCUCCAAUAG
Molecule: messenger RNA, 579 nt
Organism: Monascus purpureus
Lineage: Eukaryota; Fungi; Ascomycota; Eurotiomycetes; Eurotiales; Aspergillaceae
Source: the annotation of a GenBank genome assembly